Leopardus geoffroyi (Geoffroy's cat) is the source of this 3853-nucleotide messenger RNA. It is a transcript of the gene PKNOX2, whose product is annotated as PBX/knotted 1 homeobox 2. Gene Ontology annotation, biological process: regulation of transcription by RNA polymerase II. The transcript is spliced from 14 exons. Lineage: Eukaryota; Metazoa; Chordata; Mammalia; Carnivora; Felidae. The record is from RefSeq and is a predicted model, not a curated record. The coding region runs from base 469 to 1887 and encodes 472 amino acids. Gene Ontology annotation, molecular function: RNA polymerase II cis-regulatory region sequence-specific DNA binding; DNA-binding transcription factor activity, RNA polymerase II-specific.
GAGACAAAGUUCUGAAACAUCGUGAAGCAAACCAUUCUUGGAACACUGAAUCUGUGAUUUAGGGAAUUUAGCUCCCAGGUCAUAGCUUUAUGAGUAAAAUGGAAGAAGAUGGUUGAAUUCCACUGAAUACUGAGAGGAGGCUAUAGAGCAUCGAACAGCAGGAAGAGCUGUUACCACUGUUGCCACUGGCCCUAGCCUCUGGGUUCACAGUCCAGCCAUUCUCUCUGCGGAGCUGACAUAAAGCGACCAACCAGCAAGAGAAGGAUUCCGUGAAGUCUGGAGCAGGAUUCUGAGGCUUUCUGUCCUCCAUGCCGCUCACCAGAAAAGGGACUGUGAACUGUGCUCUGGCACCAGGUGACAGGAAGAAUUUCUGGCCCAGCUGGGAGUGAGAAGAGGGAGUGAGUCUCCUGAGGGCCAUCCUCGAGUCCGCCAGGAUCACCCGAACAAUCCUCGAUGUGAAUCAAUCCCAUGAUGCAACAUGCCUCCCCAGCCCCCGCUCUGACGAUGAUGGCCACGCAGAAUGUCCCUCCCCCACCCUACCAGGACAGCCCGCAGAUGACAGCAACUGCUCAGGCACCUUCUAAGACCCAGGCUGUCCACAUCUCUGCACCCUCAGCUGCUGCCAGCACGCCUGUGCCCAGUGCCCCCAUUGACCCCCAGGCCCAGCUGGAGGCUGACAAGCGAGCUGUGUACAGGCACCCUCUUUUCCCGCUCCUGACGCUGCUGUUUGAGAAAUGUGAGCAGGCCACCCAGGGCUCUGAGUGCAUCACCUCCGCCAGCUUUGAUGUGGACAUCGAGAACUUUGUCCACCAGCAGGAGCAGGAGCACAAAGCCUUCUUCAGCGAUGACCCAGAACUGGAUAAUCUGAUGGUGAAGGCAAUCCAGGUCCUGAGAAUUCACCUGCUGGAAUUGGAGAAAGUCAAUGAACUCUGCAAGGACUUUUGUAACCGCUACAUCACCUGCCUCAAAACCAAGAUGCACAGUGAUAACCUGCUCAGGAAUGACCUCGGGGGACCCUACUCCCCCAACCAGCCCUCCAUAAACCUUCACUCACAGGACCUCCUGCAGAAUUCCCCCAAUUCCAUGUCUGGAGUCUCCAAUAACCCCCAGGGGAUUGUGGUCCCAGCCUCAGCGCUCCAGCAGGGCAACAUCGCCAUGACAACCGUCAACUCCCAAGUGGUGUCAGGUGGAGCCUUAUACCAGCCGGUUACCAUGGUAACCUCCCAGGGUCAGGUGGUCACCCAAGCAAUCCCCCAGGGAGCCAUCCAGAUCCAGAACACACAGGUUAACCUUGACCUCACCUCCCUCCUGGACAAUGAGGAUAAGAAGUCCAAGAACAAACGAGGAGUCUUGCCCAAGCAUGCCACCAAUAUAAUGCGUUCUUGGCUCUUCCAACAUCUCAUGCACCCCUACCCCACGGAGGAUGAGAAGAGGCAGAUCGCAGCCCAAACAAACCUCACGCUCCUGCAAGUAAAUAACUGGUUCAUCAAUGCCCGGAGGCGCAUCCUGCAGCCCAUGCUUGAUGCCAGCAACCCAGACCCUGCCCCGAAAGCCAAGAAGAUCAAAUCGCAGCACCGGCCCACCCAAAGAUUCUGGCCCAACUCCAUUGCUGCAGGGGUGCUGCAGCAGCAGGGCGGUGCGCCAGGGACAAACCCCGAUGGUUCCAUUAACUUGGACAACCUGCAGUCCCUGUCCUCAGACAAUGCCACCAUGGCCAUGCAGCAGGCUAUGAUGGCCGCACACGAGGACUCAUUGGAUGGGACAGAAGAAGAGGAUGAGGAUGAGAUGGAAGAGGAGGAGGAAGAGGAGCUGGAGGAGGAGGCUGACGAGCUUCAGACGACAAAUGUCAGCGACCUGGGCUUGGAACACAGUGACUCCCUGGAGUAGUUGGCAGCCCAGCUGGCACUGGUCACCGAGCAGGAGAGGAGUGUCGUCAGGAGGGCUUCAGGGUGGGGGGGAGGGGGGCACGGGCAGGCAGCACCGAGGAAGUUGGGCCCUAGCUUCCCCAGAUCAGUAGCUUGAAGAAAUGCAGAGCAGACGCCUGCUCCUUCCCAAACCACCAAGCUUCAAUGAGUACCCCAGCCCCACUUCCCUAGAACUGCAGAGGACUCCGUUUGCGGGGCCGGUCAAGCAGCCCAUACGGAAAGGCGGGAGUGAGAGCUGGACUCACCAAAUCCCUGAGGACAGAUGGCACCCACGCCCCCCCCCCCCCCCCCCCCACUGAAGGACUUGAGUCGUUUACAAGCCCUGCACUGUGAGGCAGAUCGGUGCUGUUCAACAGAAUGAGCCUUGCCAGGGUCACAGAAGGAAAGGGAGAGUCAAGGGCAUCUGGGUUCCACCCCCGGAAGGUUCUCAGCUCCUCUGAGAGACAUUCAAGGGCAGGAGGAGCCCAGACGCAUCACCAGUGGCUAGAAGAGUAGGAGGCCCUGAGGCCUGCCGACCACAGCUCCCUGGGGCUCCCGCUCAUUCCUCCAAGGACCUGUCUCAGGCACGGGCAAUCACGGACUUGGGAGAGAGGGUAGGAGCCACCACAGCCACCUUCUCUCUCUCUCUCUCUCUCUCUCCCCAAAAUGGAUGGUCAGCUGGCAGGCUCAGAUCGUAGGGGGUUGAGCGGAAUCCCUUCCCCUGGGUUGGCUCCAGGACCCAAGGAGACGGCACAACCUGAGCUAGGAGCCAUAUCAAGGUGACUCUGGGGACCACAGCCAUCCCCAGGUGGUCACAGAGCUCAGCUCCCGUAACAACAGGACAGUGGUGUCUUAUCCCAGGUGUUCCAGCCCUCAGCCCCCCAUGGCUGUUGCCCUGCUCCCAGGCUGGCCUCACCAGCCCCAUUCUCUCUUCUUCAUUCUUCAGAGAAGGCAGAAGAAACAUUGGAAAGAAGCAUCCAGUCCAAUGGGAAGCCAGGGGUUGGCGAAGGUGCUACAUCCCUCUUCCCAUCAAUAUCCAAAGUGUGGGCCAGGGCCCAGAGCCAGGCGGUGCCCCACCCCACGCUCUCGCUGAUCUAGCCACCACCACGACGCACGGCGCUGGAGGCACCGGGGCUCCCUCGAGGAGGAGGCUUUCUACCACCUGCCCUAACUCACACCCUCCCACCCAACUUCCGGGCCCCCAUGAUUGGCACCCCUCCUCCCCUCCUGCUCCACCCCUUGGCUGUGAAUGAUGGGACUGGUCACACGUGUGUUUUCCAUUGGAUUUAAUUUAAUGGACUUGCAGUUUCAUUUGUAAAUUGUGCGUUGGCCAUCUCCUUCAGUGGCAGGAUGUGAGUGGCUACCUGGCUCCACUUGAGGGGACCCCUCAGGGCCCUCUGGGGCUUCCCCUCCCCCUCCUGGUUGGGGUGGAGCAAAAGGAUGGUCGCUUUCCUGAGGUCUCCCUGAGAUGAAUGUAUUUCUCCCCCAAAAGAGCUGAUAUUUAAUGUUUUAAUAGGGAUUUUUGAAAAACAAAUAACCUUAUUUAUAAUCUGGGUGAUCCAAUCAUUUUUUACUCCCUUUUGAUGCCAUAGGUAGAGGAAAGUCUAGCUUUUUUGGCGUGAGACUUUUGCAAUGUGCAGUGGGAUAAAAUACAUUUCCUUUUCUUCAUUUUUCUUGUUCUCUCUCUCUCUCUCAUUCUCUCUCUCUCUCUCUCUCUUUCUCUCUGUCUCUCUCUCUCUCUCUCUCACACACACACACACACACACCCUUUCACCUACCACUUUGGACAGCGACCUGCCCCGCACAGGCACACCCGCACACAUGUGCCCACACAUCCUCCUCCAGCCCCUCCACCUGCCUAAUGUUAUGCAACCUCCUUCUGAUGUAUCCACCAAACCAGUACUGAAUGUGGCCGAGAAGUUUUCAGUAAAUCUUAUUACCUACCAUAA